UGUUAUAUCAUAUUAAACAACAAGCGAAAUAAAUAAUCGUAACACAUAUAUCAUUAUACACUUAGACUUCUCAAUCUUUAAGAACUCAUCAAAAGUUAGUCUAUUGUAACUAAACUAUCCUCAAAAAUGUCUGAAGAAACAAAUUCAAACACAACAAUUAAAAUCGAACCGUUCGAUGAUUAUCCUCAAGUGAAACAGGAAUUUGAUGAUUGUGAAAAUACAUCAGAUUUGUAUAUGGAUGAUGAUAUAUGUCGGCAGCAAUUUCUAAAAUCUGAAGUUACAAUUGACGAGGAAAUAAAACAAGAGAUGAUUGAUGAGCAAGAUGACAUGACUAGUACAAACAAAACUGUAUUAGAUGAAAGUUCUUAUAUAUGUGGUGAAGAGAUCAGUGAAUCAAGUAAUUUAGUGGAUAGUAGGAACAAAUCAUUUGAAGAAGUUUCAGGAAAAAGUGAAACAACUAAUAAAUUGAAACCGUAUACAUGUGAAAUAUGCCAUAAAACAUUUGCAGCAAAACAAAGCUUACAACAACAUCAAAUGAUUCAUACUGGAGAACGCCCUUAUGAGUGCAAAAUAUGCAAUAAAACAUUUUCGCACUCAAGUACUUUAAGACAGCACUUAUCAGUCCAUACUGGAGAACGUCCUUACGCAUGUGAAAUAUGUAAUAAAACAUUCAAAAGGAAAAAAUAUUUAAAAGAACAUAAAGAGGUCCAUUUUGGAGAACGCUCUUAUGAGUGCAAAAUAUGCAAAAAAACAUUUUCACAAUUAAGUAGUUUAAGAUCACAUUCAUCAAUUCAUACUGGUGAACGUCCUUACGCAUGUGAAAUAUUUCAUACUGAAGAACAACCUUAUGAGUGCAAAAUAUGCAAAAAAACAUUUUUACAGUAUGGUAGUUUAAGAUAUCAUUUAUCAGUGCAUACUGGAGAACGGCCUCAUGAGUGCAAAAUAUGCAAUAAAAGAUUUACACAGUCAAGUACUUUAAGAAAGCAUUUAUUAGUGCAUAGUGAAGAACGACCUUAUGAAUAUUUUAACAAAACAGUUAAAACCGAACUGAUUGAUGAUUAUCCCCAAGUGAAACAGGAAUUCGAUGAUUAUGAUACGUCAGAUUUGUAUAUGGAUGAUCAUAUAUGUCUGCAGCAAUUUCUUAAAUCUGAGGUUACAAUUGACGAGGAAAUAAAACAAGAGACGAUUUAUGAACAACAUGACGUGGCUAGUACAAACAAAACUGUAUUAGAUGAAAAUUCUUCCAUAUGUAACGAAGAUAUCAGUGAAUCAAGUAAGAUAGUCGAUAGUACAAACAAAACAUUUGAAAAAGUUUCAGGAAAGCGUAAGACAACUAGUAAGUUGAAAUAUAAAUGUAAAUCAUGCAGUAAAACAUUUGUAGCAAAACAAGGCUUACAACGACAUGAAAUGAUUCACACUGGGGAACGCCCUCAUGAGUGCGCAAUAUGCAAUAAAAAGUUCAAUAAAAAGUCAAACUUAAAUCAGCAUAAAUUGGUCCACACUGGAGAACAGCCUUAUGAGUGCAAAAUAUGCAAUAAAAGAUUUUUAAGGUUAACUGGUUUAAAAGAUCAUUUUUCAGUUCAUACUGAAGAACGUCCUUAUGUAUGCGAAAUAUGUAAUAAAAAAUUCAGAUUGAAACAAAACUUAAACAAACAUGAAAUGAUCCAUACUGGAGAACGGCCUUAUGAGUGCAAAAUAUGCAAUAAAAGAUUUUUAUGGUCAGGAGAAAUGUCAAAGUGGUUAAUGGAAUUAUUAAAGUUAAGUUCGAAGAUAAAUUUAGUAAAAAGAACUCAUCAUCUGUUUGUUUAUUAUAACCUACAAACCUCAAACAUGUCUGAAGAAACAGAUUUUAACAAAACAAUUAAAACGGAACCGAUCGAUGAUUAUCCUCAAGUGAAACAGGAAUUCGAUGAUUGUGAAAAUACAUCAGAUUUGUAUAUGGAUGAUGAUAUAUGUCUGCAGCAAUUUGAAAAAUCUGAGGUUACAAUUGACGAGGAAAUAAAACAAGAGACGAUUGAUGACCAAGAUCAUGUGACUAGUACAAACAAAACUGUUUCAGAUGAAAAUUCUUAUAUAUGUGAUGAAGAGGUCAGUAAUUCAAGUAAUUUAGUGGAUAGUACGAACAAAUCUAUUGAAAAAGUUUCAGGCAAAAGGGAAACAACUAAUAAAUUGAAACCGUAUUCAUGUGAAAUAUGUAAUAAAACAUUCAGAAUGAAAAAAAGAUUAAAUGAACAUAAAAUAGUACAUACUGGAGUACGCCAUCAUGAGUGCGCAAUAUGCAAAAAAACAUUUUUAGGGUUAAGUGAUUUAAGAAAACAUAUAUUAAUGCAUAAUGAAGAGCGUGCUUAUGAGUGCAAAAUAUGCAAUCAAAGAUUUUCACAUUCAAGUACUUUAAGAAACCAUUUAACAUUGCAUUCUGGUGAGCGUCCUUACGCAUGUGAAAUAUGUAAUAAAACGUUCAGAAUAAAAAGCAUGUUAAAAAGACAUGAAGCAGUUCAUUCUGGAGAACGCUCUUAUGAGUGCAAAAUAUGUAAUAAAACACUUUCACAGUUAAAUUAUUUAAAAAGACAUUUAUCAGUUCAUAUUGGAGAACGUCCUUAUGUGUGCGAAAUAUGCAGCAAAACAUUUGCAACAAAACAUACCUUAAACCGACAUAAAAUUAUACACUCUGGGGAACGCCCUCAUGAGUGUAAAAUAUGCAAUAAAAGAUUUUCACGUUUAAGUAGUUUAAGACAGCAUUCAUUUAUUCAUACUGGUGAACGUCCUCAUAUUUGUGAAUUAUGCAAUAAAAAGUUCAAUAAAAAGUCAAACUUAAAUCAGCAUAAGUUGGUACACACCGGAGAACAGCCUUAUGAGUGCAAAAUAUGCUAUAGAAGAUUUUCACAGUCAAGUAGUUUAAGGCAGCAUUCAUUGAUCCAUACUGGUGAACGUCCUCAUGAGUGCGCAAUAUGCAAAAAAACAUUUUUAGGGUCAAGUGAUUUAAGAAGACAUAUGUUAGUGCAUACUGCAGAACACACUUACAAACCGUAUAAAUGUGAAUCUUGCAAUAAAACAUUCACAUCAAAAAAAAGCUUACAACAACAUGCAAUGAUUCACACUGGUAAACGGCCUUAUGAGUGCAAAAUAUGCAAUAAAAAAUUCAAAAUAAAUUCACACUUAAUUGAACAUGAAGUGGUUCACACUGGAGAACGGCCUUUUGAGUGUACAAUAUGCAAUAAAAGAUUUUCACGGUCAAGUAGUUUAAGAAGACAUUUAUCAGUUCAUACUGAUGAACGUCCUCACGCAUGUGAAAUAUGUAAUGAAAAAUUCAGAUUGAAAAGAAACUUAAAUAAACAUAAAUUGAUCCAUAGUGGAGAACGCUCUCAUGAGUGCGUAAUAUGCAAAAAAACAUUUUUAAGGUCCAGUGAUUUAAGAAGACAUAUAUUAAUGCAUACUGAAGAACGCAUUUAUGAUUGUGAGACAUGCAAUAAAACAUUCAAAACAAAACCUGCAUUAAUGCGACAUGAAAGAGGACAUACUAGAGAACAAACUGUAAAAAAAUAGUCAAUAAAACUUUUGAAUCAGCCUAGAAACUGU
Messenger RNA from Ctenocephalides felis (cat flea), 3576 nucleotides. Its product is annotated as zinc finger protein 208-like. Gene Ontology annotation, biological process: regulation of transcription by RNA polymerase II. Gene Ontology annotation, cellular component: nucleus. The coding region runs from base 127 to 3543 and encodes 1138 amino acids. The record is from RefSeq and is a predicted model, not a curated record. NCBI's taxonomy places the organism in Eukaryota, Metazoa, Arthropoda, Insecta, Siphonaptera, Pulicidae. Gene Ontology annotation, molecular function: DNA-binding transcription factor activity, RNA polymerase II-specific; RNA polymerase II cis-regulatory region sequence-specific DNA binding. The transcript has 5 exons.